Heterotrigona itama is the source of this 5094-nucleotide messenger RNA. NCBI's taxonomy places the organism in Eukaryota, Metazoa, Arthropoda, Insecta, Hymenoptera, Apidae. The record is from the annotation of a GenBank genome assembly.
UGAGAUAGAAAAUCGCAUUCUAGCCUCACGGUGGUGGUGCUGUGCGGGUGAGCAGCGUUCGACACGGGUGGCGAGAUGAGACCGCGAGACGCGAGCGUAGGGCGUGGUGAGAGAGCGUAGCCGACGGCGGCCUCCCCGCAGACGCGAAACCCUGAGCCCUCCCUGAUCGGGUGACCACUCACGGGACACACAAGGUGCGUACGCAACUCGCGAUUUUCACUGGGCCUGCUCCAUGGCUCCGCGGUACCGCGGUCAUGAGCUUUGCGGCCCCGGAGGUGGUCUCUUUUGCGUGUGCCCUGCGCAUUUUCAUUGCCCCCCCAAGUAUCCGCCAAAUAAACGCGCCGUGUGCGCGGCUUGGCGCAUCUUCUCUCUCUGUUCUCUCACGUCUCGUCACGCUUUGUGCCAAGCCACGCUCUUACCACCCUUCUUAACUGCCCGUCCGUUGUCCGUCGUCUGUCGCCUGUCAAAUUCGUCCGACAAAUAUGUAUCUGUUGUUCGUUGUCACGCCGAGUUUGACACCGGUUCGCUACGCUUCGUCCGUGCUUCGCCAAUUUCCUAUGUUUGUGCACGGACCACGGCAGCGACGACGACGACGUCGUCGUCGUUCUUACUUACGUUACUUACGUUACAUUAACGUUACAUUAUAUAUGUUCAUGCUUUCCCGUGCACUUUACUUUCAUCACGUUGAUUCGCAUUUAGCGCGUUCUGUCUCGUCGCGUCGCGUUUCACCGUACGUGAGAUACCUGAAUAUACGCGCGGGAAAUGCUCCGCCGCGAACUCGUUUAUGUUUCUCAAAUCACGACCGUGUGUAGUAUCGUCGUCCUGGAUUUUUAUCCACUAUAUUUUACUUUUAUCGAUGCAAUGUGUCUCAUUGCCAUCAUUUUCCGUAGAAGAAAACGUUACGCAAGAAUCAAUUAACAAGACGGGUGACGAAGGCAAGAAGAUGGUAUCUCUGCCUAAUGCAGAGUCUGGAACAAUGGACAGAAUCUCAGAUGAUGAUGAUGACGAGCCAAGUAGUGGAUCUGAAACGUACGAAGAGGGUGAUCUGUUGACUGCUGCUAUGGAUGAUGAUGUAACGGCCCAGCUCGCCGCUGCAGGUUGGCAAAUCAAACACGCUAAUGGGCCUGUUGGCGUAGCCGCCGCCGCUGCGAUUGUCUCAGCGAAAAAAAGAAAACGACCUCAUAGUUUUGAAACAAAUCCCAGCAUUAGAAAGAGACAACAAAAUAGACUUUUAAGGAAAUUGAGACAAACCAUAGAUGAAUUUGCAACGAGGGUUGGACAGCAGGCAGUAGUAUUAGUAGCUACGCCAGGAAAGCCAAACAGUAGUUAUAAAGUAUUUGGAGCAAAACCAUUAGAAGAUGUAGUAAAAAAUUUAAGAAGUGUUAUAAUGGAAGAGCUUGAAAGUGCGCUCGCGCAACAAGCUCCGCCGCCAGUGCAGGACGAUCCUUCUCUGUAUGAAUUACCACCUCUUAUAAUAGACGGCAUACCAACACCUGUUGAAAAAAUGACUCAAGCUCAACUCAGAGCAUUUAUCCCCUUAAUGUUAAAGUAUUCUACAGGCAGAGGUAAACCAGGUUGGGGGAGAGACAGUACACGACCACCGUGGUGGCCGAAAGAACUUCCUUGGGCAAACGUGCGUAUGGAUGCAAGGUCAGAGGACGAGAAACAAAAGAUUUCUUGGACACACGCGUUAAGACAAAUUGUAAUAAACUGUUAUAAAUUUCAUGGAAGAGAAGAUCUUCUACCUGCAUUCAGCGAAGAGGAUGAUAAAUCAAAUAUACUGAUACAACAGUCGACCCCGCAUUCUUCGUCACAUCCGUCGCAUUCAUCCAGUCAAGGGCAAGGUGGACAAUCGCAGCAACAACAGCAGACGGUGGGAGUUGUUCGCCUCAGCAGCACGGAUUCAUCUAAGGGAAACUCUUCGCCAGCACAAAUCAUUGCCGCGUCUCCUACAGCUCUUGCCACUGCCACUCAGGUGGGAGUGGAUAGAAUGACAACUCAAUAUCCAACGGCAGUUUUACAAACAAUAACGAACCCUGAUGGCACUGUUUCAAUUAUUCAGGUUGAUCCUAGUAAUCCAAUAAUUACGUUACCAGAUGGUACAACAGCUCAAGUUCAAGGUGUUGCUACCAUCCAUACAAGUCAAGGAGAAGUUCAAGCACUUGCUGAAGUAGCAGGCAGUGCGGAAGGUACUAGCGUGGCUGUCGACCUAAACAGUGUUACAGAAGCAACGUUAGGUCAAGAUGGUCAAAUCAUUCUCACCGGAGAAGACGGACACGGUAAAACAGUUUUCUAUAGGCUCUGCACCGUCGCCGGCCAGGAGCUACUUGAACAGUGAAUUCAAUUUUACUGGUCCAGGAUCCUUUGUUGUUUUGCAUGCUGUCUGCUACGCUCCGUUCAAGAAACCUACGUGUUCUACUACUUUGUACAACGAAAGUAGAAUAUCGAUUAGUUACUCUUUUUUGAUACUAUUGUACAUACGCAAUUUCACUCGGAGCUAUGCACAGCUUUAUUUUAAUUUCUUCUUUAAGAAUCCAUGAUACGUAGAAUGAAGAUGUUAUUAGAAGAACCGUCUAGAAAAUCUAGAACUCAUGUAUUGAUUUUUAUAUAUAAAUUAAUCUGCAAAGAGAAGUCUACAUAGUAGAAGAAUUGCUCUCGAUGUUGUAUCAUUUUGUAUAUGUUUUUGAUGUUCGUAGACUAUUUACUUCCUAAGAUGAAAUAAAAUUCGUGAUUUUUUUUUUAUAAGGAACUUAAUAAUGAUGAAACAACAAAAUCAAAUUCAUACGUGUGUGCAUGUACGUAUUAUUUUUUACAUAUUGGAACAGGUAUUGAUUGAACAAUACGUUUACAUGUCGGAAUGUUGCAUGCAUAGUUUAUGCACAAUUCACUGAAAAGAAGUUUCUAACAUUUUAAAAUGUGUACAUUAUAUAAAACAUAACCAGAUAGAAUGAAUUGGUUCACAUGGAUUCUUAAGAUUUUAAAUUUACGAGAAAAUAAAGGAAGGUAUUUCACAUAAUCACGAAAAAAAAAACCUGUCCCUGUUUUACAAUUAUUACUUUUAUCGUUACUACCGAAAAUUGGUUAUUAAAACAAAGAGAAAUAAAACUGCUGUACAUAGAGUAUUUUUUGUUGAUGUUUUUAUUAUUUUAUAGUUGUUGUAUUUGGCAGCCUUUGUUUAAGCUACUCACGAUUGCUGUUUUCUAAUUUAUUUAAAUGAAUAAAUUAUUUUGAGUAAAAAAAACUCGCAUUCAUACAAUUUAUGCUCGUCCAUACUUGAUUUUACAGAAUGGCUUAAACAUUUGUUGCUUUUUAUUAAUGCCUUUAUUUUUUCUGAAGUGUAGAUGAAAAUUACGUUUGUACGAUAUUAGAUUAGAAGUGUGUGCCAGGAAAAAAGAUAAACGCGAAAUGUUGAAAAUAAAUUACACGUUUCUUUUUUUUUUCUCCUACUGAAUUAAACGCUUAACGCAUAAAAUAAAUACGUCUAUUUUUCUCUAGCACACCCUGUUAAUCUAACAUUUUUUUCAUUUGCUUUGUCUAGAACAAUAUAUUUUUAAUUUGACAUUUAAGUUUUUAUUCGUAUAUAUACUCUGUUAAAUCUGACUGUAUCGUAAACUGGUAUAACACAAAUCCGAAGGAAAACUAUCGAUAUUAAAUAAUACAUGUGAUGCGUGCUCUCCGAAUUACUGUACGUUUAACUUUUCGAUUUCCAGUUUGCUAUACAGAGAAAAAAAAAAUGCCUGGUCAGGGGCAGAACACAGGACAAUUACUUCUUUGUUUCAGGCUAUCCUGUUUCCGUCUCAGGAGUAAUAACAGUACCGGUGUCUGCUAGUAUGUAUCAAACUAUGGUUGCCAAUAUACAAAGUGACGGUACGAUGCAAGUAGUUACACCGAUGGUUCAAGUCCCAAAGGUUGAGCCUGGAAACGGGGAAACUAGCAUUGAGGCUGUCACUAUUCAAGGGCAUCCUAUGACAAUGAUAAACGCUGCAGGUGAACAUCAAGUUCUUCAAGUGAUAUCACUGAAAGAUGCUAAUGUCCUCACAAAGGCUAUGCAAGCUGAAGUUGUGAAAGAUGAGGACAGUCAACAACAACAAACCGUCUCUAGUCCAGAAUAAAGCGUUUUACAUAGUUAAUAUAAAGCUUUUAUGUUAACACCAGAAUGCGACAGGUGCACAUUAGUGGUGUUCAUGAGAGAAAGAGUGAGAGUAUUAGAAAUGAUAUGUGUUAUUAAUAUUAAGGAAACUGAUUGUGUCUUUUCUGAAUCAUUGUGUAGCGUGUCCUCUUGUUGAAAAACAGUAAAUGAAUAGCGGCGAAUAUGUUUGGAGAGUGAAAAUGUUUGAAUGUUCCAAUGACUCAUUGGACUUGAAUGUAAUCAUAUUUGUAUUCAAGAUUCAUUGUAGACACUUAGCGGUAUUCACUUGUAAUUCAAUCUCUCAAAGAUAGUACUAAUUUUUAGAAAGUACUGCGGCGCUCGAUGAAUGCAAAUCAUCGUUAUAUAUACAAAAUUUCAUCGAUAUAUUUAUAGUGACGUCAUCUGGAUAUUUAACAUAUUUCCGAGAUAAGCAAACAUGGAUACAAAUAUUUUCAUCUAGUCUCUUAGUAUCGGGUCCUUAAGAAAAAUCGACAUACCAAAGAAUUUUAAAUCUGUAUUAGAUUGUUUUACGAAACAGACGAUUAUCAACAAAUGAUAUAAUUUAACUACAUUCAUCUAAAAAAAGAAAAAGAAACUCUGAUUGAACGAGUCGAUGCUGUAAACAAUGUAUGUAAUUCGUGAUACGUAGAUAAUUUUAAAGACGAAAUCGAGUUUCAAUUUAAUUAGUCAAAUGUUUCAAAAAAUAUUUGCAAAAGAAUCUGUCGUAUGUAAAAAUCUUUUUAAUGGAAAAAUUGAAUUGAUAUUUCAUGUGGUAUCAGGAUUCCGAUCUAAAUGUUUGAGUUAAUCAAAUUUGGCUAUCGAAUUAAGAAAAGAAUGAUACGUAGCCUAUUUUUAUGACAAGCUGAAAUAUGAAAAUGAAUCAUUUUUCGACGAUAGAGACAUGUAACGAUACAUAUUAAUAUACAUUAAUAAUCGACAGUAGAGAUAAAUGAAAAAAAAAAAAA